Messenger RNA from Lucilia sericata (common green bottle fly), 977 nucleotides. RefSeq names its product 28S ribosomal protein S7, mitochondrial (gene mRpS7). Gene Ontology annotation, cellular component: ribosome. Gene Ontology annotation, biological process: translation; ribosomal small subunit assembly. Gene Ontology annotation, molecular function: rRNA binding; mRNA binding; structural constituent of ribosome. Bases 129 to 788 code for a protein of 219 amino acids. The transcript is spliced from 2 exons. Lineage: Eukaryota; Metazoa; Arthropoda; Insecta; Diptera; Calliphoridae. The record is from RefSeq and is a predicted model, not a curated record.
GGCUUACAGUCGAUUUUAAGCCGCCGAUGUUUUUAGUGUCAGCCGCCGCUGCCUUUAUUAUUUUUCGGCGCAGGGCUCUGUACCUGGCUCACAUUGUAGUUCUUAACGUAUUGUGAUAUAGUUACGAGAUGUUAAACUGUUGGAUAAGAUUGAACAAUUUGCCAACAUGCAGCACAAUAAGAUUGAUGUCUGCAUAUCCAAAACAUUUUAUUGACCCAAUUUAUAGUAAAAAUCAACAAAAUGAAAGCAAAAUAGCUGACGAAUAUAAUAAAUUGAUUCAUAUUCCAACCAAGGCAACCAAAAACGACGAAUCCUCAUCGAUUUAUUAUAACGAAAUUGUAAAAAAGAUGGUUAACUACAUUACCAAAAAGGGCAACAAAAAACUUGCAAGAACUAUUCUUGAAAAUAGUUUUGAAUGCAUGAAGCGUACACAGAUUGAACGCAUUCAUUUAGGAAAGCAUCAAGGAUGUACAACAAUUGAUCCGUAUUCUUUAAUUAUUCAAGCUAUUGAAAAUAGUCGCCCUCUUAUGCAAUUGAUGGCAAUUAAAAGGGGCGGUGUGACCUAUUCUGUUCCUGUACCUCUUGCGGAAAAGAGGUCAUAUUUUUUAGCCAUGAAGUGGAUUUUGGAUGCUGCUAAAGAAAAGGAAAGAAAUAUACAUUUACCGGAAAAGUUAGCUUGGGAAGUUUUAGAUGCUGCGUACGGACAGGGAAGAGUUAUUAAAAGGAAAAAUGAUUUACAUAAACAAUGUGAAAGUAAUAGAGCUUAUGCACAUUACAGAUGGAGUUAAUAUGUUAAAAUAUUCUUUAAUAAAGCUGUGAAAGGACAGAACAUCAGGCCUAUUCUGAAUAAUAAACUCCCGGGAAGUCUGUUCCCUCUCCUACACAUAAGGCAUGAAAUAGAUAAUAAACUCCCUGGGAAAUAUUGUUCAUAAAUGGCCUGCAUAUGUAUUGUAUCUUUUUAUUAUAAUUAUACCCAA